AUGGUGACAGGCAACUUUGUCCACAUGGGCACACACUAUGUACACCAAACAAGGCCCCCAGGCCUACAGUUAAAAAAUGAGCCGCCCCAGUGCCGGCCCUUCCCGGGGACCCACGGUGGCGAGUGGUGUCGGCCGCCGCCGCCAGGCCCGGGGCCGCCCUGGAGCCCGCAAUGGCCUGAGGCGCCGCCGCCGUCCGACGUGCUUGGGGAUGCGGCCCUGCAGCGCCUGCGCGACCCGCAGUGGCUAGAGGCGGUGUUCGGGACCCCGCGGCGGGCCGGGUGCCCGGUGCCUCCACGCGCGCCCGCCGGGCCCAGUCUGGGCGAAGUGCGCGCAGAGUUGCGCGGGGCUCUGCACCUGGUGCGGCGGCUGCGCGACCUGGGCCAGGCCCUGCGCGAGGCCGAGGGCGAUGGCGCGGCCUGGGUGCUGCUGCAUGCCCAGGCUGCGCCGCUGCGCGCCCAACUCGCCGAAAGACUACAGCUGCUGACCCAGGCCGCCUAUGUGGGUGAGGCGCGGCGGAGGUUGGAGAGGGUCCGGCGCCGCCGCCUGCGGCUUCGCGAGAGGGCCCGAGAACGCGAAGCCGAGCGGGAGGUUGUUGCCGCGCGGGCAGUGGAGCGCGAACAGGAGAUUGACCUUUGGAGGGUCAAGUGCGUGCAGGAGGUGGAGGAGAAGAAGCGGGAGCAGGAACUUAAAGCUGCUGCUGAUGGUGUCUUAUCUGAAGUGAGGAAAAAACAAUCAGACACCAAAAGAAUGGUGGACAUUCUUCGGGCCUUGGAGAAAUUGAGGAAGCUCAGGAAAGAGGCAGCAGCAAGAAAGGGUGUCUGUCCCCCAGCCUCAGCAGAUGAGACUUUCGAGCAUCAUCUUCAGCGACUAAGAAAACUAAUUAAAAAACGCUCUGAAUUGUAUGAAGCUGAAGAGAGAGCCCUCAGAGUCAUAUUGGAAGGAGAACAAGAAGAAGAGAGGAAAAGAGAACUAGAAAAGAAACAGAGGAAAGAAAAAGAGAAGAUUUUACUUCAGAAGCCUGAAAUUGAGUCCAAGUUAUUUGGGGAUCCAGAUGAGUUCCCACUCGCUCACCUCUUGCAGCCCUUCCGACAGUAUUACCUCCAAGCCGAGCACUCCCUGCCAGCCCUCAUCCAGAUAACGCAUGAUUGGGAUCAGUACCUGGUGCCAUCUGAUCAUCCCAAAGGCAACUCCGUUCCCCAAGGAUGGGUCCUUCCCCCGCUCCCCAGCAAUGACAUCUGGGCAACGGCCAUUAAGCUGCAUUAG
Neogale vison (American mink) is the source of this 1263-nucleotide messenger RNA. RefSeq names its product programmed cell death protein 7-like. The transcript is spliced from 2 exons. The record is from RefSeq and is a predicted model, not a curated record. NCBI's taxonomy places the organism in Eukaryota, Metazoa, Chordata, Mammalia, Carnivora, Mustelidae. The coding region runs from base 1 to 1263 and encodes 420 amino acids.